This is a messenger RNA of Tilletiaria anomala UBC 951, 2318 nucleotides long. RefSeq names its product WD40 repeat-like protein. The coding region runs from base 109 to 2172 and encodes 687 amino acids. Gene Ontology annotation, cellular component: cortical actin cytoskeleton. The record is from RefSeq and is a predicted model, not a curated record. Gene Ontology annotation, biological process: actin filament depolymerization; positive regulation of actin filament depolymerization. The transcript has 2 exons. Lineage: Eukaryota; Fungi; Basidiomycota; Exobasidiomycetes; Georgefischeriales; Tilletiariaceae. Gene Ontology annotation, molecular function: actin filament binding.
CACAGGUGGCAGGUGCACACGUCACCUCCUUUGACUCUGUCAGAAGCUCCACCACCACCACCACAAGCUGCUGCUGCAGCAGCCGAGCAUUCACCCUCACCGCCCACCAUGUCCGCGACGCUGCUCGGCAUCCUGCCGGCCAACCCAACGCCGGCGAAGAGCAACCAGGCGGCCAAACUGAGCUACCACGCGCCGACGCAGCGCAUCGCCUACGCCCAGGGUCGCACCGUCGUCCUUCGUUCGCUCGCUGCGUCGUCCCCUGCACCCACAGAAGCACCAGCAGGACCGCGCUUCCUGCAGCCAGGCACACAGCUGUACGCACAGCAUGCCCACCCCGUCACCGUCGCGCGUUUCAGCCCGUCCGGGUACUACUGCGCAUCGGCCGACAUGUCCGGCCUGGUGCGCAUCUGGGACGUGCUCAACCUCACAUCGGGCGCCGGUGGCGAGGCCGUCCUCAAGCUCGAGCACCGCGCUCUUGCGGGCCCUGUGCGCGACAUUGCCUGGGACGCUGAAGGCAAGCGCCUCAUCGCGGUCGGUGAGGGGCGCGAUUCGUUCGGCGCCGUCUUCCUUCUCGACUCGGGCUCCAGCGCCGGCACAAUCGAAGGCCACUCGAAGCCGAUCAACGCCGUUGCGCUCAACACGGCCCGCCCCUUUCGUGCCAUCACCGCCGCCGAUGACGCGCAGCUCGCUUGGUACACCGGCGCGCCGUACAAGCUGGCGCGCACGCUCGCCGACGCACACACCCGCUUCGUACAUACCGUCGCCUUCUCACCCAGCGGCAUGUACGCCCUCAGCGCAGGCAGCGACAGUAGACUCGUCCUCCUUGACGGCAAGAGCGGCGAUAUCCUCGCGUCGGACCUCAGCGGUGCCAGCGGCGGUGCGCACAUGGGCACCGUGUACGCCGUCGCGUUCCACCCCAGCUCGGACGAGACGUUCAUCAGCGCAGGCGCAGACAGCACGCUCAAGGUGUGGCGCCUGUCCGGAGCGAGCGCCUCCCUGCAAUCGUCCCUUAGCCUCAAGAUUCCCGGCGCAGAGCGCGGCGACGAUCAGCUCGUCGCUGCCUGCUUUGCCGGGCCGGACCGCGUCGUCGUGCAGAGUGGCAAUGGGCAGCUCACGCUCGUCCACCUCUCCUCUUCUUCCCCCAGCAACAGCAACACUAGUAGCAGUGGCAAUCACAGAAUCGAGGCGAUUUACGCGCCAACGAAGAGCAUCACCGCGCUUCACGCCGGCGGCUCGAUGCUCUACGGCGCCAGUUUCGACGGCAAAGUCGUCGCGUGGGACCUGUCGCACGGUGUCGACAAUCUUCUGCAGGGCGGCAGUGUGUCGUGCACGCCGCUCGUCGGCGCCAUCAGUGGUGCGGCGCUCGCACCGGCCGUCAUGGGCCUGGCGCUCUCGUGCUCCGCAAUGGGGCACGGCGAGUUGCUUAGCGUAGGGCUCGAUGACGCGCUCAAGCGCAUCCCGCUCGCCUCGGCAGCAGGUACAGGUACUGCACACGGCAGUGCAGUCGCACUCAGCGGCCAGCCCAAGGCGCUCGCUGCGCCUACCGCUACUCCCAACGGCCCAGCAUACAUCGCGACGCCGGACGGCUUUGACGUCGUCGACGUUAGCAGCAGCAGGAAGGUCCAUUCGCAGCCCGCGCCCAGCGCGCCGAGCGCCAUCGCCGUGCACCCACAUGGCACGCUCGUUGCGCUCGGCUGCGAGGACGGCAAGGUGCGCAUGUACGCUGCCUCGCCCUCUGGCGCGGGGAUCGCGGUGAAGGAGCUGCCGCACGCGACGCUGGCAAACGGGCGCAGCGCCAUCACAGCGCUGGCCUUCGACCCGAGCGGGUCGCUGCUGGCAGCGGGUGAGAGCAACGGCAAGAUUAUCGUGUACGACGUCUCUGCCGUUAGUGGUAGUGGAACCGCGCAAGCGACGGUCAAGAUCCUACAUUGGGUCUUCCAUACGGCGCGCAUCAAUGACAUCAAGUGGAGCCCCGACGGCGAUGCGGCUGUCAGCGGCAGUUUGGACACGAACGUCUACAUCUGGUCUGUCUCCAAGCCGGCCAAGAACAUCGCGAUCAAGAACGCGCACGCAGGCGGUGUGAACGCCGUCGCGUGGCUCGACGACGCGCGUAUCGCGACCGCCGGCGCCGACGCAUGUGCUCGCAUUUACAGCGUCAAGCGGCAUCCUUGAGGGUAGAGAGAGAGGAGAGCGAGAUCAGGGCGUCCCGAGUGACACGCCAUACCAGUGUACACAUCAGUGUUGACUCGGAGCGUGCCCGCCUACAUCGAAAGAGAAUCGAUGCAAUGCACUUUAGAAAGCAGACAAUACAAUGCGAU